Diabrotica balteata is the source of this 5434-nucleotide messenger RNA. Lineage: Eukaryota; Metazoa; Arthropoda; Insecta; Coleoptera; Chrysomelidae. The record is from the annotation of a GenBank genome assembly.
GUGUAGUGAUAAAGGUAUAACUUUUUGCAUGUUCUGAUAUUCUAAAAUUUUUAAUCCUGUUGUACUGAUUUUGUCAGUAAGCUAAAAUUUACAUCGUUAGAUUACUUAAAUUAAAAAUCAUUCGAGUGAACAACAACACAUUAAACAUGAAUUAAGUAUAUUAACUAUAUUAAAUUAAAUUAUGGUUCCCCUAUAUUACAAAAGUGAGGUUACCUUAACAGGUAGCUGUGUUAUCCUAAUAUGGACUUUGUAAACAAUAGAAAAAACGAAUUUGUUUGUAAAGACAAUAUACAGAUACGAGAAUAAAAAUACUAUAUUAUCACUUAACUGCUUUCAAGAAUCAUGUUUAAUAAUAAUAAAUAUAAGGACAACUAUUUUUAGUAAAUGACAAAUAUUCGUAACUGCCAAACAUGAGUGAAGUGCCAAGUGAUAACAGUGCUCAAACAAACAAUGCCAAAACCGUUGGUUCCGAAAACGAACAAGCUCUCGCGGGUGCUUCUUCGUUAAGUGCUAGUGUUACGUCACUGGAUAAUGUGUCGGUAGCAAGUUCAAAACUUUCUAAAGCGUCUGGAAUAAGACCUCCCAGCAAAAUAGGAAGGUUAUGUGGCAAUCAACACAAACCGUCUCUUCCUACCACGCCGACCAAGAAUUCCAGUACUAUUCUGACGGAAGACACUGACAGUUUUAUAAUUGGACAAAAAGUUUGGGUUUCUGGGACGAAACCUGGGCAUAUUGCUUUUAUUGGUGAAACACAAUUUGCUCCUGGAGAGUGGGCUGGUAUCGCAUUAGAUGAAGCAAUUGGUAAAAAUGAUGGAUCUGUUAAUGGUAUAAGAUAUUUUCAAUGUGAAGCCAAGAAAGGCGUAUUUUCGAGAUUAACUCGACUAACAAAAGAACCUUUAGAAGGUGUUAGCUAUGCUACUACUCCAUCACCAGAAAACGUUAUAAGGAAUUCGAUUUCUCCCACUGGUAGUACUCAUGGUCUUCUAAAAUCUCCCGUAUCUAUAAGUGGAUCAAACAUAAGUCUUAUAUCAUCGGCUUCCCAUGUGAUCGAUUUCAAAAUAGGAGAUCGAGUUAUUAUUAAAAGUAGUCAAGGCUCCAAAGUGGGUACUGUAAGGUAUAUGGGUGCUACUGAAUUUGCAGCUGGAGAAUGGGUUGGAGUAGAGCUAGAUGAUCCUAGGGGUAAAAACGAUGGUUCUGUUAACGGAAAAAGGUAUUUCGAAUGUCGUCCAAAUUUCGGACUGUUCGCACCCAUUACAAAAGUAAGCAAAUCUCCUUCAAAAAUAAAGCCUGGUUCUUGCCAAGUACACGGUGCCGGAUUACCACCUAGCGGUAUAAAGCGUAUGAAUUCUAAAGAAUCUUUAAUGUCGAGUAUGUCAACUACCAGUGCUGCAUCUAACGCCAGAAGGGUAAGACUCGGAUUGGCAUCGUUAAGUCCAAAGAAAACUACUCCUAAGACGAGCAGCACCCCGAUUCCAACAAGGACAGCUCUACAGGAUGUAUUAAAGGAGAAGCAGCAACACAUCGAACAACUUCUGAAGGAGAGGGAAGAGGCAGAUCAUAAACUUAUAAUGGUGGAACAAGAAUAUAAAAAGUAUCGAGACGAACAUGGGAACAAGUUAGAGCAGGACUUUUUAUUAUUAAAUGGGCUUAAAAACGAAAAUACUCAAUUGGCUUCUCAGCUUGAAGAGGAAAAGCGAAAGACUGAAGAUAUUCAAUUUAGAUUAGAAGAAACUGUUAUAUUUAAGGAAGAUUUAGAGACCAAAGAUAAAUCUAAUGUAGCCAAAAUUCAAGAAUUGCAAGAUCAACUUACAGCGGAGAAGCAAAGAAUUGAAGCAUUGGAAGCAGAUACAAAUAAACUAUUUGAAGCCGAAGAAAAUUUGAUUAAAUACAAAGAAGAGUUGGAAACAUUGAGGCAAGAACUGCAAAGUGCUCGUAACAAAGAAGUUAUCUUGGAAGGCAACAGUGCUAGUACUAAUGUGUUAAUCAAAUCUCUGCAAGACGAAGUAGAUCAAUGCAAGCUGGACUUGGUCGAAAAGAACAAUCUAAUAAAUGUACUCAAUAACGAACUCGAAAAAACAAAGAAAGAUUUAACGAAACAACUAGAGGACAGCUUAGUAAAAUACUCACAAUUAGAAAUCGUUAUCAAUAAAAAAGAGGAAGAUUUGGAUAAAAUAAAAAAGGAAAUCGAAGAAAACAGCAAGCUGCUCGAAGAACGAUCGGCAGAAUUAUCCAAAGUUGUGAACGAAAAGUUUACUACCGAAACAAAUCUUGAAAAAGAAUUGGAACGAGUAAACCUAGAAUUAAAUACAAAAGUAAUUGAGUUGAGCAAUCUACAAAAUCAGUUGCAAGACAAAGACACCAGUACAUCUACACUUCAAACAGAUAUUACUAGCCUUGAACAGCUCCUAAAGGAUAAAGAUAUUGAAAAAGAAGAAUUUGUUAAGCAAAACGAUUUAAAUAAAGCCCGUUUAGAAGAACUAACAAAUGCUUUAAAAAUAAAAGAAAAUGAAUGCAAGGAAAAUCAAGAAAACUUUGUUAAACUGAAGAGUGAUUAUGAUGCACUUACUGUGCAGUUAUCGACACUUCAGUCUGAAUUAAAUCGGUCCGCUGAAGACAAAGAUGGGCUUUUACAAUCGAAAAACAAUGAAAUAAACAGACUUAAUGAUACUAUUAAAAAUAAAGAGGAAGAAUGCCUUCAAAUAAAUAGUAAGCAUAAUACACUGCAAGAAAAUCAUGAUAAACUUAUCAGUGAGUUAGAAAUGUUAAAAUCAAAUGUUGUCACAUUAGAGAAACAAAAACAGGACACACAAGAAUCUAAAGAUGUAGAAAUUAACGAAUUAAACACUAAAUUGACUGUACUUCAAAGUGAGCUCUCCCAGCAAUCAAAUUCCUAUAAUGAAUUAAAAACAUCUUUCGACAAAAUACAGCUUGAGUUGCAAAGUUUGCAACUAGCUACCACCGACGCUAAAAAACAAUACGAAUCCGAAGAAAUGAAAGCAAACCUAAAAAUAAAAGAACUUUCCGACAGUCUUUCUACAAAAGAAAGCGACAUUCAGAAUUUAACGAAAGAAAGCGAUGCACAAAAACUAAGUUUAGAAAGUGUUAAAACUGAAUUAGAGAAAACGAAACAAGCACAAGAGCAGAUACUAAACGAGAAAAAUGAGAAAAUCAAAGAUAUGUCUACUGUAAUUCAAAAAAACUCAGCUACUAUAUUAAGCCUACAGUCACAGCUAGAAAUAACAAAAAUCGAUUUGGAAUCAGUAUCGAAUAACUUACAGCAGUACCAAACUAACCUAAGUGACGUAGAAUCUAGCUUGAAGCAGGAAAGAGAUGCAAUAAAGCAACAUUUAAAAGACAAAGUGAAGGAAUUAGAAGACAAUAAAGCUGAAUUUGCGAGUACAUUAGCAGCGCGUGAUUCGCAGCUUGAAGAAAUAUCUACCAACCUAACAAAUAAAGCUCAAGAAAUUGAAAAUCUUAAAAAAGAGAUUGGUACUCUUGUAGAACAGUACGAAUUGAGCAAUAAAGAAGUAGUAGCCUGUCAUACACAAGAAAUUACAGUUAGAGAUGAGAAAAUACGACAACUUGAAAGUGAAAUUUUGGAAAAGGACCAAAAUAUUAAAGUUCAUUUGGAUACAAGUAACGAACAUCAAGAGAAUCUGAAACAGAAAGAUUUGGAUUUAGUAAAAAUAAGAUCUGAGUUGGAAGAAAGUAAAAAAGCUUCUUCAGAGAUGAUUGCAAGUUUAAAGAAUGAAAUUGAAAGCCUCCAGAAUGAUAACAAACAACAGCAAACUACAAACAAUGAAUUAAACAUGAAACUUCAAAGUAGAGAACAAUUAAAUGUGACUAUAAAUUCAGAAAUGGCCAAAGCAGCCGAAAAUAUGACGAAUUUAAUGGAACAAGUAAAACAAAAAGAGGACAUAAUAGCAUCUUUACGGUCAAACUUAAGUUCGAGAGAAAAAGAGUUAGAAGAUGUGCUAGCUACUAAUUUAAAGGUGUUGACACAGAAAAAUGAAACCGAAAGGCAGAUGUUAGUUGACAACGAAAAUUUACGCAACAGUAUCAGUAACAAAAAUAAUGAAUUGCAACAAAUGCAAGACAGAUUAACAGAAAUAUUAUCCGAGAACGAAGAAGUGAUCAAUGAAGUCAACAAUAACGUGUCCAAAAAAUCGGAGGAGCUAGAGACGGUAAAACAACAACUUAAGCAAGCUGAAAUUGAUCACGAAGAUAAGUUGAAGCAAAUCGAAGAAGAACACAAAAAAGAAAUGCACGAUUUCGAAAUCCGUGUCUCAGAUUUGCUAACAGAAAUUGAAAACAGAGACAAAGACAUAUCAGGCUUAUCGCAGCUCUUGGAAACCAGUUAUAAUAAUAAUAAAGAUCAGGACAAUAGAAUUAAUAGUAUCAAUCAAGAAUUGGCUAAAUAUAAAACCCAAAUACAGACUCAAUUAGACACUAAUACAAAACUAAGUGAACAUAUAAGUCGAAUUAGUAAAGAGAACAAGGUUAUACAAGAGAAAUUAAAGGAUGCCGAUAACCAAAUCGAAAUCCUUGCUGCCGAAAAAGAGAAGUUAAGCAACGAAUUAUCUGUUGUGGUUGCAAAUUCGGGAGAUUCUAGUAAAAAAGUAACCGAAUUAACUGCAGUAAUUAAAGAUAAAGAGAGCGCCUAUGAAAUCGAAAACGUGCAAAACAAAAAUAAAAUACAGGAAUUGGAAAGUGCUCUUCAAGCACUUCAAGUGACUAACGAAGAACUUAGCAGUUCAGCUAAAAAGUACAAAAGUGACUUUGACGGUUCUGUGAAAGGAAGUCAAGAACUGGAACAAACGAUAGAGAGUUUUAAAGUUGAAUUAACUAAUAAGGCGACUGAAAUUGAAACUCUACAGAAAAACAUCAAGGCUGCUAAUCUAGCUAUUACUGAGAAGGACGUGCAGCUCAGUAAAUUGAAUAAUGUGUCGACAAAUCGUGUUCAAGAACCUCCGGCCGAUACGAAAACAGAUAUCAGCCAAUUGUUAGAAGAAAAACUGUUUGCGGAGAAUCAAGUGAAUUUCCUCAAUUCUAUUAUAGCUGAUAUGCAAAAAAAGAGCGAAGAACAGAAGGCUAGAAUCGAGAUUUUGGAGAUGGGUUAUAGUUCGUCGGCAGCAGAUGAAUUGGCAUCACUUGGACUUAAAUUGGAUUCCAAACAAGUACCGCCGAGGAUGUAUUGUGAUAUCUGUGAAGAAUUCGAUCUUCACGAAACCGAAGAUUGUCCCACACAAGGAGAUGAUGAUGAGUUAGUAAAUAAUUCUAGUCCAGGGAUGAAACAAAAACCCCCACAAAGAGAUUAUUGUGACGUUUGUGAAGUAUUUGGUCACGCAACUGAGGAUUGUACAGAAGAUCAAGAAUUUUAAUGUAAAUAAAAUUUCAAUUAGUUAAUUGUUUGAAAUAAAGAAAGUAUGUUACA